GACCGGGAUCGGCCCGCCGCGGAGUGCUCCCACCGUGCUCGCGCGCCUGCGUGCCUCUGCCCGUCCGCCCGCCCGCCGCCUCGCCGCCGCCGCCGCCGUCGUUUCCCCCCACCCCUGCCCAGCAUGUGCCGGCGUCGCUUCAACUGCCCCUAUCUGCAGUCACUCUCGAUCGUGCGUUCUUCCUGGCGUCCAUCGUCGUGUGCUGUUCCCCGUUGUCCCUUCUGAAGGAGGACCAUCCGCGCAAGCGUCAUCAUCCUUCGGGAGAACGGAGAGACUGCGACGACGACGGUGUUUUGACUGCGCGGUCAGCGUCGCCGUGUGCGUCUGAGACGGCCACCACUUGGAUUUCGGUGCUAGUGUUGUCAGGGGCUGCUGAGAAGUCGGCCAGUCAACUCGACGCUGGUCUGGAGGAGAACGCGCCGAUGAUCACGGCGGUGAGCAACUCGUGGCAAUCUGUGAACCCCGUCCAGCGAAUGGUGUCCACUGUCGUGCCAGGGGCUCGGAUGCACUCAGCGCUCUCCUGGAGGCGAGACUAGUCAGAGGCCGCCAUGACAUGCAGAGUGUAUGACUACAGAACUCUACUCAAGAACAGCCUGCGGAAAUGGGACCUCCGCAAGUGGGCCGUGUUCGCGGUGCUCCUGCUCAUGCUCAUCUCCCUGCACAUAUUCCUGUCGAACCGGACGGGUUCUUCGGGCGGCGACUGCCGGGGCUGCUGUCGGCCCGCGCUCAACGUGUUCCUGCUGAAGACUCACAAGUGCGCCAGCUCGACCGUGCAGAACGUGCUCAUGCGCUUCGGCGACCGCCGGAACCUCUCGUUUGCCCUGCCCCAGGGAGGCAACUACUUCGGACACCCAAAGAGCUUCUCCAUGUCCAUGAUUCCCCCGGACAUGAUUCCGCCCUGGGGCUUCAACAUCUUCUGCCACCACGUGCGCUUCGGCAGCGACGACAUCAAGCACCUGAUGCCUCCGGACACCGUGUUCAUCACCAUCCUUAGGGACCCCGUGAACCUUUUUGAGUCCUUGUACCUCUACUACCACCUGGAGAACCACACGGGCGUCCCGCUGGACGCCUUUCUGAAGAACGACGCCAAGCAGCUUUGGCUGGACAAGCACCGCUACGCGUCCCGGUUCGGCCGCAACCAGAUGCUUUUCGACCUGGGUUUUGACGCGUCCGGCUUCACCAACACGUCGGACCUGGACUCGGCCAUCCAGCAGAUCGAAGACAGCUUCCACCUGGUGCUGAUCGCCGAGCUUUUUGACGAGUCUCUCAUCCUGCUCAGGGACCUGCUGUGCUGGGACACGCAGGACGUGGUCUACUUCGAGCACAACCAACGCAUGCAGAAGGCGCCCGAGACGAGCAAGGAGCUCCGUCGUGAGAUGGAGGAGUACAACGCGGGCGACAAGGUGCUAUACCUGCACUUCAAGCGGAAGCUGGAGCGCAUGAUUGACGAGUACGGCCGCAAGCGAAUGCGCCAGGAAGUGGACGGGCUCCAGCUGUGGAAGAACCUACUCUACGAGCACUGCGUCGAGAAGCUCGACUCCGGCCGGACGGUCGCGUACGAGACGCGGGAGUACAGCGACGACGUGUACAGCAUCGUGCUCCGAUCGGGCGUCAACAACCGGCUCUGCCUGGACAUGGCGCGCGCCGAGCUGCCCUACACAGAGCGGUUGCGUGAGAAGCAACGGCUCUUGUCGCGCAACCAUUGGUGGACGCUGCCCUUCGGAGGCUCCAGCAGCACUCGAGGGCAACCGCUGCGCCGCGCCGCCUCCGUGUCGAGGCGCAGGCCCUCCAGACGCAUGCCCAGAGGCUGAAAGACCGUUGCAGCAGUCACUGUGGAGGUUCGGCCCUCGGGAUCUUCGCCUCUUUAAAGCAGCGGUACCCGACGCGGAGUCCUCGGAGGGCGGUGGUGUUGUUCGCGUGCCUGUGAUAACCGGAGGCUUCGGCCUUCGUCCGGGAGUGUCGUGCGCGUGCCUGCGAACGCGGCGCGGCGCUCCGGUCGGCAGACCUGUUUGGGCAUAUCUCAACGACAGCGAGCGUUCGAGCCUAGUGAUGUCACACGGACUGGUCGGGUGAUAGGUUUCGGACGCAGGUAGUUCUUCUUGUUUUCGGUAUGUUGCAAUUUGUGCUGAUGUCCCGCCGACUGCGAGGGUGCGAACUGUUGGGAUCAAAGCGACAGAGGAGUCGUCCCGCGUCGUCCACUGCGUGGCGCGCGCGUAAAUGUCAGUCCAAUCUAGCAUAUCCACAUUUUAAACGUCGAACAUCCGGCACGCCUGAAACAUUAAUGGUGUUCGCUCUGGGUCUUCCCGUGUCGUGAGUGUACGUGGGGGAGACCAUGAAGUUCGUCUCACGGUUCUACUCACUGUUUACGCUGUGUCACAUAGGACCAAGUGGGAAUUUUUUUUAUCGCCUACGCGGGUAGUACAAUAAACGAGCACCUUAAGGAAGGCAGGCACAGCAUUAAAAGCUUUUUUAUUCAUAAUAUUGCAUUUGUUCGCAAUCGGCCCGAGUUUCUUUUUUGACGCUUGAUGCUAGAAUAAUUUGAUCACUCAGUAAUAAUGAUAUGAUCGAAGCUGGCUGUACUUUGCCUUUCUUGUGCUGCAGUAACUCUCCAUACAUGUGUUUAGUCACGUUCGAGUCGUUCUUUUCCAUCACUUGUCACGUUAGGAGCCUACGUAACGUUUUAGUAGCUGUACGCGUGCGUGUGUGUGUACAGGGCUGGAACAAAAUCAGUAGCCUGUUUUAGUUUCACCUCUCGUCUCGUCAGGUGCGGCGGCGACAAAUAUCCAAAGCCAGCGCCACUUUUUUUGGCGAGAGCACUGGUUAGACUCUGUAGCACGUCGUGAGAUCAGUUUCAAGUUGUCAGAAUGCUCAAUCAAUGGUUAGAGUCACAUUGCACGCUGUGUACACUUGCGUCGUGAAGUCAGAUUUUAUUUUUCUCUUGUUUGAUUUUGAUCUGGUUGCUUUUUGGCUCUGUUUCUGGGUAUAUUUGUCUAUUCCUUCUAGAUUCUGUAUGAAAGAAAUCUCAGGCAAAAAAGUCGUCUAAUUAUCGUUCGCAUUUUUCAAACGAUAACUUUUUUUUUUGCGUUUUAUUGAAGCGUUAUAGGCUUUUUGUCAAUAGAAAGUUUUAGUAGAUCGUGCACUACGGAAAUCAGCCCCUGUGGCCGCGUGCUCAAUCCAUGCUUCGAAGUGACGGCACGAGCUCCCGCUAGCAAAGCGAAACUCUAGGGUACAGUCUACUAAAAGUAGGGUGCCUCAAUGACUUUCUGUUUAAAGUGAUGCCACCCUUUGUAGUACCCGAUGCCGACAGCACGCGCUCACGGGGAAAAUACAAAGAAAUCGACGAAAACAAAAUGUCGCCAUAGCACAGUCAGUGCCACAGACGCGUGCAGGGACACACUCUUUCACGCGCUUCUGAACAAAAAUAAAUGUAAAAGUGGGAACAAAAUGGCCAGAUGUCUCCACCCUAAGCAAAGCGCCACAUGAAAGCACCCUAACUAAAAGCUCCUUUUUUUUUUUUUUUUUAGUAUGCCGUUUGUUAUAGCUUUGCGUUGUCAGCGGGGGCUCGUGCCGUCUUUUCGAAGCAUGGAUUGAGCACACGCCCGCUAGGCUCGCAAUCCGCACCGUACAAUCUACUAAAACUCUUGAAACAUGUCUUGCCGAAAUUAUUGCACGCUUUGAGAGAUCUUCGGUUCUGAUGACACCGGGUGAGAGUCGUUCGCAGCACUUUUCGGGCAUACAUAUAUAUAUAUAUAUAUUUUUUUUUUCUUAUGAAAAUAAUGGAGCCUAUUUGCACGACAGUCGUCGGUGCGACAGAUCGGAUGUGCCGCCGUCUCUUCCCGCCACCAGUCAGAGUUGGUCGAUCGACAAGGACGGGCCCUGCAUGCCGUAGACUCGAAAGCUCAACGCCAGGCGCGUGCUGAGAGCAAACGCCGAACACGGGUACACACGUGCUCGUGGGCACCCGAACCUGAAGGAUGUGCGACAUCUGUUGCUCUUCUCCUUCUGUUCCUCCUGUUAUUCCUCACUGCCAGCCAUUACAGUCGGCGACUGGUUAAGAAUGCAUGCUCCGCUCCAGUGCGAGUUUUCUGCCUCUGAUAACACUUCGGUGCACGCACAUUCAAAACGCUGUGGAAGGCAGCGAGCUUGUGCUGGACGCGGAACUGCUACCGCAUUCUUUACCUGUUUCCUACUCUGCGCCGAGAAAGUGGGGGAGAAGAGGAGACGAGAGCGCAUGGUGGACGUCAGACCGAGGAGCGUCAAGCAAAGCAACCUUAAAAAUGUCUGCCUUGCCCUUUUUUUAAGGAUUUGAUGAAAGGACGCGUACUAGGAACUAACGAAUCGUCCUGAUUUACCAAUGAAUUCUUUGAAACUACGGAUAUAGUAACAGGUUGGCUUCCAUUAGGUCCUUCGGUAUUCAGGCACUUCGUCCUCAAAGAAACGCUCGCCCUUUUCGAGGCAGAGUGUGUGGGGCCGACGGUGUGCCUACUGUGUUGGCGAAACGAAAAGAUGACUCGGUUUCGUGCUCUCAUCUCUGAACGAGUAAUGGUUGUGAUAGUGGUGAACUCGUGCGUCUGGUCUUUUCAAGCUCUUGGAUCUAAGGGCCAGGUGCCCGAUUACGUCACAGUAUGUAUAUGUACAGUGCGGAGCAACCUCUCGCUGUAAGAGAGAAAAGAAUAUAACGCUCGUUUUGUACAGACUUCUAGAACGUUCCAAUGUUUAUAAUCGAGUCAUGGGUUACAUGACCCUGAGCCAUCUCAAUGUACUCAGAAAGUCUACGCGACUAUAUCGCGCAUGCCCGUCUUAGUCGAGUUAGAUCUUGAAAGCACGCAUGAGGUUGUCGAAUGAUAUGUAUAGACGCGUCUAUUUCCAAGCUACUUGUAUUAGACUUUUUUUUUCCCCCGCGCACAUGAUUCUCCAGCGUCGAACGCUCACACACUUUGGCACCUCCUUUUUUUACUGUAAUUUUUUUUAAAUUUAUUUUUACUGCGUCUGUUUUACAAUCAGAAAGUCUUUUCGCGUGGACUUCCAAAAUAGAAACCUCGCAAAACGACGCUGGCAUUACUUUAUCUUUAAAAGCUUCCCGGAACGAGUCUCCCGGUGCCGAGAUUAGAGCACUGCGCGCCGGUCGUUAUUUCGUUAAUCUUCCAUAUAAUUGUCCUCAUCGUGAACAGCCCGAGUCUCCUCUUGCUUGUUGAAAAACCAUUUUUGCGUUGUGUUUAUUAGCGUGAAAGUUCUGGCGCGUGCAUUUGGACCUAGCGGAUUGUUGGAACUGAGUGUGUAGCUACUCCAGUCCGAGGAUAGAGCCAGCAUUUAGCGCACCGACGAACCUGUGUCCACUCUCUAUUUUAGCCAAUUUUAUUACUCUUAGCUCGUGUCUGUCUCGCUGUUCGGUGACGUGAAGUUGGAAUCGUUUUCAUUUGUGUCAUUCCUAGCCGUACCUAUUCAGUUUUAAUGUAGGAUUCAAGAUAAUAACGCGACAGAAAUUGUAUUUACGUCGACCUGCGAAUGAAUAUUGCUGGAGCGUCGCGGCUAAUGUGUACACAAUCACUUGGUCUUUUUUUUUUUUUUACUUUUUAAAAUUAUUUAUGAGGUCAAUUCAGUAUAACCUAUGUCUAUCGCCAGAAGUAAACUCGUUGGGCGUGUCACGAGAACGAGAGGAAUGCUUGCAUUAGGAGAAACAACGUGUUGUUUUUAUUAGCUAAAAAAACGGGGAAGAGUGUGUGUGUGUGUGUGUGUGCGCGCGCGCGCGCGCGCGCGCGUGCGUGCGUGCGUGCGUGCGUGCGUGCGUGCGUGCGUGCGUGCGUGCGUGCGUGCGUGCGUGCGUGCGUGCGUGCGUGCGUGUUUAGGAAAAAAAGGGGGGGACACAUUUGCGCAUGAGAGAUAAAAAAAUAUAGUAUCAGCAUGCAAAAAAAAUCAUUCCAAUAUGUUAUGCGUAAGUUUAUAUUAGAAACACUAGGUUUUUGUGUAAUGAAAUCAAUUGCUGGGAUAGUUGGUCAAACAUCGUAUAUACAAAAGCGCAAGAGGACAAGAACAUGAAAGAGACAGGACAAGCGCUGACGAGAAGGGAGCGUGGAAUGUGAUGAUUAAAAACUAUAGAAAAAGAAGCGUAAUGUUGCAGAUAGGUGUGUAAUGAUAAAAAAAAUUAACGGAAUUAGAUUAUUAAAUAUGUAAUUAUUUUUAUCUAAAACAAAAUGUUGAAAGGGGAAGAGAGAUAAAGGCGAUAAAAGUUUAAGAAAAAUUAAACACCUCGAAGAGGACAGAAAUAAUUAAGAAAAGACGUUGAAGUAUGUCAGCUGUUUCACAGUCAGUGCUAAUGAUGGCGCACUGAUCCACUGGUCAACCUGAGCCUUCUUGGUUUUUGCCUCAUAAAGCUCUCUGGUCAUCCGGUAGCCGAAACGCUUUAGAACUUUACUGUCGGAGAACAAAGGGACACAUUUGAAAUCUGACGUGUAAAGCCAUAAUGGAGAUGACCUGAAUGAAAGUUCAUGCGCCGCAAUCUGACGUUCACACAGCGGCCAUAUGAUCCCACGUGCUUUUUCUUGUAAGAAAAGAAGAUAUCAGAUAUGACCCCCACGGAUCCAGUUUACAUAUAUGUAUUGGUAUGUUGAACCCUGCAUUGGUCUGCACAUUCUUUUUGGCGUGUUUGUCUGCUGGCACGUUCUUUCGAUGAGUUUAUUUGCUGGUACUCCCUACCUGGAGGCUACUUUUUUCAAGUUUUGGGAGAGUCUAUGGAUGCCAGGUACAAUCUUUAGGCCGACGGUUCUGGCAAUCUUUCUUUGUUUAGUUCCAUUUUGUGUUGCUAUGCAUUCAACUGUGUCAAAAGCUAACGAGCUGAAAUACCCAGAUUCUUGUAUCCUUUACGCUAGUGCACCAAAAAUUAUCCUUGCUGUCUCUGGACAGGACUUCAACAAGGCCGCUUUUAAGUAGCUUUGCAAUAUUGCACCAAGUUUGAUUCGCUUAAAAUAGGCCAAAUAAAGAAAAGUAUUUUCCUUUCCUUUUGGUCUUUUUCUAGCGUGGUAAGUAGGUUUAACAGGUGUGAUUGUCUUGGAAGGAUAGCUGGAGGUCCAGAAGUUUAAACUUUCUCUUGGUUGGUAAUUCGUAUAUGAAACUUAGUCCUUGUGCUUGUGCCGUAGAGGUUGUACGCGUGGAGCGAAAUUUCGCGCUGCAGAACCCAGGGAUCUUGGAUUCAAUCCCCACCUCUGCCCUUUUUGAUCUGGAUGAGCAUCGAACCGGCGGCGUUCGGUCGUGUAUCGCUGCUGCGUGGCGCACAUUAAAGACCCCAGGCUAGCGGUUGUAUUGCACUGGCUAAACUUUUCCUCUGCAACUGAGACGCUAAUCCAUUGGGGCCGACUGACUUCCGGCUGUAUUACCAUGCACACAACAGAAUUGCUUUACAGUUACGAGUGGCGCUUGUUGUCUUUUUUCAUGUGCUUGUCCUCUUGCGGUAUUGUAUAUAUGAUUUUGUGUAUUUCUAUAUAUCAGACAAAGUUUCUUUUUCCUUGGAGCGAGAAAAAAACAACUUUGCAAUGACCUUUAUGCAGUGUUUGAGAAGCGAUCGUUUAAAUAUGUUUAGAAGACAUUAAACGACAGCGAAUCGAUAUUUUAUUAAAAUUACUCUUUACAUCAGGUCGUUUUGUGUUUCUCUUUAGGAUGCGGAUUAAUCAAAAUUCCAGCGUACUCUAGCGAGAACCUUCAGUCCUUUCCUGGGGUCCCCGGGACAAUGCCGAUAUUGAAAUUCGGCCGAAAUUCCUCGCUCUGGCGCUGACCCUCUAUUCGCAUUCUGAAUGAAAGUUAACAGGGGGUUUUAGCAAAUCGUUUCUGCGGGCCCGAUAGCGCAAUAUCAUUCUGAGAAUACCCACAUAUUUUCGAGAAACUCUAAAUUGUGUUUAUUCCGUUACAACUGCCCCUAUAUUAAGGCGCUUUGAUGUUGAGGUGUCUGUCUGUUCUGGGCAACAACGCUUCUUCUUCGUGGUCAUCAUGGAGUGCAUGAUACCAAAAUGACGGCGACUCGGCUUUGCACGACUCUUCUCUAAUAUGGAAUAGACCCUCUUCAAAAUUGGGCGCCAUCUAGUGGCUGGUGCGCUUGUUGUACGGGUCCGCCAUUGUUCGGGCACGCACUCUGACCAUGUAUGCGACACGAUAGCUGCUUUAGCGUCCGGCAUGAGCUCGGCUCAGCUCUUAUAUCGAGAACGAGUGCUGCUUUGGCGAUGGACGAGGGCUCGAAUAUGUUUUCUUUUCCGACAAAAAGCCAACCGCCAAUGGUGCUUGAUGGGGUUUUUCAAAAAGGGUUUAUUACCUCGGUGUAUUUGGAGCGAUCCAUAAACGGGAAGGGGGGGGGGGGGGGGGGGGGCACAACGCUCGCUCUUUUAGUGCAGGCCACGUGGUGCAGGCAGUGCAGAAGUUGCGAGCGCGCGUUUGCACGCCCAAGAAGGUACCAACAAAAAACGAAACCGCUCAAAACCGCUCCAAUUCUGCCACGCAAAUUCCCCAUAACAUUUUAAUUGCAUUCAUUUUCUUUCCCCUUUGUUCUUAGGAUCGUGUGUUGUCGAUGUCAGGCACUAAAAAAAGUGACACUGUUUCGAAAAAAAAAAAAAAAAUCAUUGAGACAGCCGGAAUUUUACUAUAUACGCAGAAAAAUGCUAAAAAGUUAGUUUGUCCGUGCGGAACUUCUGGUCAGUGUAUCGAUGCACGCUUUGCAUGAACGCUGGCGUUGGGAGCACGAGAAGCUGUCGUCGGACCUGGCUCUGGUUCGUGAUCAUUCCAUGGCGUCGGCUAUCAGAUUGAUGUAUUGACGAUGAUUAUAAUUAUGAAAUGUGUGUGGUCUCUUGUCUUGUAGUGCGGUACGCGUGCAUUUUGGAGAAGUGUAUUUGUAGAGAAGAGAGAAAGGCGUGUUGGUGAUGUGCCCCGAAUAGUUUAUGUUGUUUCUCUUGUAGGAGUCUUUGCGCCCACAGAAAGAUAGCAUAGCGAGUAAGUUGACGUUAAAAGGAAGGACCCUUGGAUUUGUUCGUGCUUUCGACAGAGAUCAAGUUAGAUUUUCUGGAAGCCCUUCAGCACUCGUACGUUCAAGCAGAUUUAUUCUUUUUUUUUUUCUGUUGUAUUUCGUUACAUCCUUGAAACGGGAAAGUAACACUAUCCCGACUGUACAAUUAAUUUAUGUCGAAAUACUUAAAAAAUUACACAAGGUGUACAUUUCUAUUUCGCGUGUAUAGAUUGAUUUUUGUAUACUGUACCCUGCGUGAACGUAUGCGCAGGUAGGCACUAGUAAAAUGCCGACCGCACAAAGAAAAAAGAAUCUCGCUACACCGGACGGGAGUUCGGGGAACAUUGUGCCCGAAGAGGGGCAACCGCGAUUCCACGCAAAGGCGCAGGAGCUGUUGUUCCGUGCGUUCCCCUCGUCCACGGGAUGUCUGUCGUCUCGAAGUGUGGUGUACCGAAAGUUUGGAGCCUCGAAUCACGGUCACUACCGUUCUUAUUUUCGUCGCUCUGGAAGUUGUUUUAGUAACUGUUGUUAAAUAAAUUGUUCGAAGUAU
Messenger RNA from Ixodes scapularis (black-legged tick), 9530 nucleotides. Its product is annotated as galactosylceramide sulfotransferase. Gene Ontology annotation, molecular function: galactosylceramide sulfotransferase activity. Gene Ontology annotation, cellular component: membrane. Gene Ontology annotation, biological process: glycolipid biosynthetic process. The record is from RefSeq and is a predicted model, not a curated record. The transcript has 6 exons. Bases 549 to 1811 code for a protein of 420 amino acids. NCBI's taxonomy places the organism in Eukaryota, Metazoa, Arthropoda, Arachnida, Ixodida, Ixodidae.